Molecule: messenger RNA, 1521 nt
Organism: Dipodomys spectabilis (banner-tailed kangaroo rat)
Lineage: Eukaryota; Metazoa; Chordata; Mammalia; Rodentia; Heteromyidae
Gene: Spam1
Product: sperm adhesion molecule 1
Exons: 3
Coding region: 1-1521 (506 amino acids)
Biological process (GO): carbohydrate metabolic process; hyaluronan catabolic process; fusion of sperm to egg plasma membrane involved in single fertilization
Cellular component (GO): acrosomal vesicle
Molecular function (GO): hyalurononglucosaminidase activity
Source: RefSeq, a predicted model, not a curated record
AUGGCUGUGCUAAAUUUCAAGCACCUAAUUUUUGGAAGUUCCAGUGAGCUCUAUGGAGGAUCUCAGACACUGUUAGUCUUCCUUCUGAUCCCAUGUUGCUUGACACGAGAUUUCAGGGCAGCUCCUAUUAUCCCAGACAAGCCUCUCAUCUGGGCCUGGAAUGUCCCAACUCAACCGUGUGCUACAAAGUUUAAGGAACCAAUUGACAUAAGCCUAUUCUCUUUAAUAGGGAACCCUAUGAAAUCUGCGACAGGGCAAGACGUAACACUAUUCUAUGUUGAUAGACUUGGCUACUACCCUUACAUUGAUCAUCACAACAAAGAAAUAUAUGGGGGAAUCCCCCAGCUAGGGUCUUUACAAGAACAUCUGACCAAAGCUAGAGAAGACAUUUUGCAUUACAUACCAACAGACAAAUUAGGCCUAGCUGUCAUUGACUGGGAAGAAUGGAGACCCACCUGGGACAGAAACUGGAAACCUAAGGAUAUUUACAGAAACAAGUCUAUUGAAUUGGUUCAGCAACGCAAUGUUGACCUCACUUUAAAAGAAGCCACCCAGAUAGCCAAAGAGGAAUUUGAAACGAUGGGAAAGAGUUUCAUGUUAGACACUUUAAAAUUGGGAAAAUCAGUUCGACCUCAACAAUUAUGGGGUUAUUAUCUCUUUCCAGACUGUUACAAUCAUAACUAUAGAAGAGUUGAUUACAAUGGACAUUGCCCUGAAAUAGAAAAGAAAAGAAAUGACGCCCUCCACUGGUUGUGGGAAGAAAGCACAGCCCUUUACCCAUCCAUUUAUUUACAUAGUGAUUUAGGGUCCACUCACAAGGCUGCAGUAUUUACUCGAAAUCGUAUACAGGAAUCUAUUAAGGUUUCUAGAGUGCGUGAUGUUAAACGUCCACUCCCAUUUUUUGUAUAUAUUCGCCUAGUGUAUACUGAUAAAACUACGAUAUUCCUUAAUGAGGAGGACCUUAUGCAUACAGUUGGUGAAACCGUUGCUCUGGGUGCAUCUGGAAUUAUAGUGUGGGGAACGCUAGCUUGGGCACAAACUGUGAAAUCCUGCUUGACCUUACGCAGUUACAUGGAGUCCACAGUGACUCCUUACUUUAUCAAUGUCACUCUAGCUUCCAAGAUGUGUAGCCAAGCACUGUGCCAGGAUCAAGGUGUGUGCACCAGGAAAGAUUGGGAUACCGACAACUACCUUCACUUAAACCCAGCGAGUUUCACCAUUGAAUCUCCGCAGCCUGGACAGUACAUCGUGAACGGGAAGCCCACACUGAAUGACCUGCAAGACUUUUCCAACAAUUUUAAGUGCAGCUGUUUUCCAAACAUGAGUUGUAAGGAGAGAGAUGAUCUAGAAAAUAUCGAAACUAUUAGCGUGUGCGCAACCGAGGAUGUCUGCAUAGAGGCGCUGAUGAAGACUCCGUCUUCCGCUGCUCAUUCUCACUCCAAGUCACCUUCCGCCGUGUUUCCAAGGGGUCUGAGAGGACCCCUUUUAUUUCUGGCUGUCUAUAUGCAAUACACAAGUUAA